Spodoptera frugiperda (fall armyworm) is the source of this 3176-nucleotide messenger RNA. RefSeq names its product repressor of RNA polymerase III transcription MAF1 homolog (gene Maf1). The transcript has 4 exons. The record is from RefSeq and is a predicted model, not a curated record. The coding region runs from base 560 to 1222 and encodes 220 amino acids. Gene Ontology annotation, molecular function: RNA polymerase III core binding. Gene Ontology annotation, biological process: negative regulation of transcription by RNA polymerase III. Lineage: Eukaryota; Metazoa; Arthropoda; Insecta; Lepidoptera; Noctuidae. Gene Ontology annotation, cellular component: nucleus.
AAUAGUCUAUGCGUGAUAUGACGUGAGCUUGCCUUCCGCCAUUGUAUAAUCGAAGUCGAAGUUUGUUGUGUACUUGUUCAAGAAUAAAUUGAUUAGUUAUCGUAGUUUUGAGAUUUAUUAGUUUUUGAAAACGAUUCACUAUCGAGAAAUAUUGUGCAUCGUAGUUUUAUGUAUAAUUGUGACCAUGUCUUCUAUGGAUAUUGAUCUGUGAUUUGUUGGUGUUUACUAUUCAUUUUUGUGGGACAACAAGUGAAGUGACGCGAUCUCCUUGUGCUAAGGCAAAACAAGCUAUAAAUAAUUUGCUACAAACGGUUCGGCGAUUUGGUAAAUCUAUUUUUUCUUCUUAUUUGUGAUGUUCCCGCAUUCCACCAGAGCGGAAGAAGAACAGAAGACGAAACUGAUUCCGAGUGUAAAUCUGCUACACUCUAAGAGAAAAGGAAUAUUCAUACACCCCUCUGCUAUGUACAGAAAUAGUCUUCCGUGCUGCAGUAUUAUACAAGCACCGUUUAUUACAAUAAAUUUGAGUGGGUAAUUAACAAGAAAUAUAAAAAUACAGAAAAUGAAACUAUUGGAGAGUGGCCGCUUAGAGGCAUUGAGCAGAGCACUCUCUAUUUUGAAUGGAGAUAGUGCCGUACAGGGCCGUGUCGAAAGCUAUAGCUGCAAGAUGGCUGGUGCUGAGAAGUCGUUUUAUAAACGUUUCACAGCAACUGGAGAAACUACUCUGGAAGCAUUGUCACCACCAGAGAGUUUUAUGUACAGCCGAAGCUUGUCUGGUGAUGAGGAUGGUGUUCUCUGUGACACCAUAUCUCGUAAAACAUUGUUUUACUUAAUUGCUACACUGAAUGCUGCCUUCCCAGAUUAUGAUUUUUCCAUGGCUAAGAGCAGUGAAUUCAGUGCAGAGCCGUCACUUAGUUGGGUGCAAGGAGCAGUGGAUGCUUCCUUGUCUGCAGUGGGUGGUGUGCGUUGGCGACAACUGCGACCUUCAUUGUGGACUGCCGUUGAUGAGGAGGUGGUGUUGUCUGAGUGUCGCAUAUAUAGCUACAACCCUGACCUUGCCAGUGACCCAUUUGGUGAGCCUGGUUGUCUAUGGGCAUUCAACUACUUCUUUUAUAACAGAAGAUUAAAACGGAUUGUCUUUUUCACCUGUAGAGCAAUGAGCCCUGUGUGUGCUGUUGACUCAGGAGUUGAUUUUGCCAUGGAUGAAGAUGAUGAAUACAACUAAGAUAUCAACUUCCUAUUCAAGAAACAUUCAAGCUAUUAUUGGGGAUUGUAAUAAUCUUGUGGUAAAUACUUUAAAACAAAGUAUUUGACUGAUCUGCUGGUUGAGCGAGCACCAGCAUAACUGCCAAGCAUGUUGUGUCAUGAUUGAUACACAAGUUGAGCAAAUAAUGAAUUUUCCAUUUUGCUAAUUUUUUGUAAUACUAAUUAAUUUUCCCCAGCGUUUAGCAAUAGGAUUACCUAUUUUAAAUAGGAUUCCAUACCAAGCUGUAAACCUUGUAAGGAAUGAAGUUAUAUAUUUUUUUCUCUAUUGUAUUAUUGCACCAGUCUGGCUUUUUAUCUGUGUUAUUGAUAAGUAUUUAGACUUCUUUGAAAUUAAAAAUACUCUAGCAAUGUUUAUGGUCAUUCCAAUAAUCAAUAUUCAGCACCCAAAUCUUUUUGGUUUUGCAUUUCUCACAUGGCAAUUUUUGAGAAUAAAAUUUCAUUUCUGCAGAAUUCAUGUGUACCUAUAAUUCAAUUAAUAAUCUUUUUACCCGACUGCGCCAUAAGGAGGGUUAUGUUUUUCGAGAGUAUGUAUGUUUAAUUAGUCAUCUGAAAACCAAUGAAUCCGAGUUACUGUUUAUUUUAUGUAUAAUGGUGCUCUUGGCAGUAGGGCUCUUUAUACCAUGGCACAAUACCCUGCUACAGGUUUUUAGGCCACAUACAUGAUUUAUUUCAUUACUAUACUUUUUAAAGGUAUGUAAUGGUGAUUAAUUUUAUUUUAAUAUAGGCUUUGUUCUGCUUUAUUAUUACAUUAACUAUAGUAUGGAGGAUAAGUAGACUGCUCAAAUAUUAGAUAAAGCUUAAUUCACCUUGCAUUUCAAUAUGUCGACACAGUGUGACUGAUUUGAAACAGUUGUCUAUUUUCCCAGAGGAAUCGACUCCAUGAAACUUGUCUUUGAAACAAUAAAACUACUUGUGACUGUAUUUUUGAAAGUUUGACAACGACAAUGUCCGCCUAGUUUUCAUAUCUCUUAUUCCUCCAUGUCAGCACUUUAUUAUAUCCAGUCUGCAUGUAUAUUAUAGACUUGUGUCUAGUGUUUUAAGAAUCCACAUCCUCGAGCUUGACACAUAAAAAUAAAUUCCAAUGAAAAUAUUAUGGUAAUCUAGAAUCACAAGCUGCAAAAUAGUUUAGUUUCCUAAGAUUGAGGAUGAGGAUUACCAUUUCUUUUAAUUUAUAAAAUCACAUUAUCAUAGGUAUAUAAAUGAUACUAGUUAUUCUGUGGGUAAUUCACAGAACAACUAGUAUCAGUAGUAUCAUAAUUAGUUAUCUAAAACCAAGUUUUGCUGCAACAAUUUUUCUGUGCACACAAGUACCUACCUAGUACCUAUUUCCUUUUUUAAAUGUACUCUUUUAGAAAGUAUUAUUCAUUGUUUAUCUUAAUUUUAUUUUACAGCAGAUCUAAUAUUUUUGUUUUAUGUAAUUUCAAAAUAAUAAUAUUCAGUUCUAUAAUCUUCAGAUCGCGGUGGGAGGUGGUGCGAGACUGAUUUUUUGACAACACGCAGUCUUCACUCUCUGCCUCUUCUCAUUCCCGCCCUUUAAUCUAAUUGAACUAUUUUAUUUAUUAUUGUGCCGUAGCCCCAUUAUAAAUAUAGGACUGCGACACAAAAUAUUCUAAUUGUUCAUUUUAUUAUAUUGUUACUGGUAUUUUAAUAAUAGCAUUUCUGUCGCAUCUACUAGUUUUCGAAAGUUCUUACUUCUCACUUUGAUAUUGUUUGGUAAUAAUAUAUUUAAAAAAAAUACUAAAAAAACCACAUUCAACAAUAACACUUCUAUCGAUCUGUAGUACCUGUAAAUUAGUGAUAAUGUUAGAAAACUUUUACUUAAUGUGUUAAAAUAACAGGACCCUGUUCUGUAAUAGACGUAACGCUGUAAUAUGUAUUGAAGAUCAAUCACAAUAAAAAUCUCUGACAAAAGA